Pongo pygmaeus (Bornean orangutan) is the source of this 1731-nucleotide messenger RNA. RefSeq names its product serpin family B member 6 (gene SERPINB6). Bases 420 to 1592 code for a protein of 390 amino acids. The record is from RefSeq and is a predicted model, not a curated record. Gene Ontology annotation, cellular component: cytoplasm. Gene Ontology annotation, molecular function: serine-type endopeptidase inhibitor activity. The transcript has 7 exons. Gene Ontology annotation, biological process: negative regulation of endopeptidase activity. Lineage: Eukaryota; Metazoa; Chordata; Mammalia; Primates; Hominidae.
GCCCGCCGUUCUGCUCGCUCGCUCCCCGCUCUGGAGUACGUGUCUGGCUUGGGAGCCGCUCGGACGCGCUGGCUUCGGUUUGUCGCUCCCAAGUUCGGAAAGCCGGGGGCGCAAGGGGGGAGGGGGGCAGGGUGGGGGUCGCGCGGGGCCGGGAACGCGCGUGGGUCGACGCCGCGCGGGGACGCGGGAGCCCCGAGAAUGGGGCGUGGCCGCGCGGGGCUGUGACCCCAGCAGUCCCAGCGGGGCGGGGGCCCAGGCGAGCGUCCGGCUUGGGUUCCCUUCCGGAGCCUCGCAGCGGCAGAGAACGGCGACGCGGCCGGGUGAGUCGUGCGUGGCCGCGAGCCCGGCCGGUGACGCCGCGGACCCGGGGACCCCCGGCGCACAGGCCCAGCGCCCACGGAAGAGGCGGCCGGCGCGGGAUGGGGGCGGCGCAGAGCCUCCCGGGCCACAGGUCUGCCAUCAUGGAUGUUCUCGCAGAAGCAAAUGGCACCUUUGCCUUAAACCUUUUGAAAACGCUGGGUAAAGACAACUCGAAGAAUGUGUUUUUCUCACCCAUGAGCAUGUCCUGUGCCCUGGCCAUGGUCUACAUGGGGGCAAAGGGAAACACCGCUGCACAGAUGGCCCAGGUACUUUCUUUCAAUAAAAGUGGCGGUGGUGGAGACAUCCACCAGGGCUUCCAGUCUCUUCUCACCGAAGUGAACAAGACUGGCACACAGUAUUUGCUUAGGACGGCCAACAGGCUCUUUGGGGAAAAGUCUUGUGAUUUCCUCUCAUCUUUUAGAGAUUCCUGCCAAAAAUUCUACCAAGCAGAGAUGGAGGAGCUUGACUUUAUCAGCGCCGUAGAGAAGUCCAGAAAACACAUAAACACCUGGGUAGCUGAAAAGACAGAAGGUAAAAUUGCGGAGUUGCUCUCUCCAGGCUCAGUGGAUCCAUUGACAAGGCUGGUUCUGGUGAAUGCUGUCUAUUUCAGAGGAAACUGGGAUGAACAGUUUGACAAGGAGAACACCGAGGAGAGGCUGUUUAAAGUCAGCAAGAAUGAGGAGAAACCUGUGCAAAUGAUGUUUAAGCAAUCUACUUUUAAGAAGACCUAUAUAGGAGAAAUAUUUACCCAAAUCUUGGUGCUUCCAUAUGUUGGCAAGGAACUGAAUAUGAUCAUCAUGCUUCCGGACGAGACCACCGACUUGAGAACGGUGGAGAAAGAACUCACUUAUGAGAAAUUCGUAGAAUGGACGAGGCUGGACAUGAUGGAUGAAGAGGAGGUGGAAGUGUCCCUCCCGCGGUUUAAACUAGAGGAAAGCUACGACAUGGAGAGUGUCCUGCGCAACCUGGGCAUGACUGAUGCCUUCGAGCUGGGCAAGGCAGACUUCUCUGGAAUGUCCCAGACAGACCUGUCUCUGUCCAAGGUCGUGCACAAGUCCUUUGUGGAGGUCAACGAGGAAGGCACGGAGGCUGCAGCCGCCACAGCUGCCAUCAUGAUGAUGCGGUGCGCCAGAUUCGUCCCCCGCUUCUGCGCCGACCACCCCUUCCUUUUCUUCAUCCAGCACAGCAAGACCAACGGGAUUCUCUUCUGCGGCCGCUUUUCCUCUCCGUGAGGACAGGGCAGUCUUGGUGUGCAGCCCCUCUCCUCUCUGUCCCCUGACACUCCACAGUGUGCCUGCAACCCAAGUGGCCUUAUCCGUGCAGUGGUGGCAGUUCAGAAAUAAAGGGCCCAUUUGUGGGAUGCCGCAUUCA